Molecule: messenger RNA, 342 nt
Organism: Penicillium digitatum Pd1
Lineage: Eukaryota; Fungi; Ascomycota; Eurotiomycetes; Eurotiales; Aspergillaceae
Source: RefSeq, a predicted model, not a curated record
AUGUCUGCCAGCCCUUCGUCCACGGCUGGUGGCGACACCAAGCCGUCGGAUCAAAUUCACUUCAAAUUCUGCCGUGAAUGCUCCAACCUGCUCUACCCCAAGGAGGAUCGUGUCAACAACCAGUUGAUGUUUACGUGCCGCACCUGCCAUGUUGGCGAGCCUGCUUCCUCUCACUGUGUCUACCAAAACCACCUCCACAGCCAAGUCGGCGACACUGCCGGUGUCACUCAGGAUGUGACAUCUGACCCCACGGACGAGGAUCUCCUCGAGUUUGCGCCGCCUGUGGGUGAAAGCCUAGAGUCCUCUGAAGUCGAGCCCCGGGCGUCUCCCCCAGCUCUGUAA